CCAACUCCACAGUCUGGGCAUACCCCAGGGUGUCUGAAUCUCCACAGAGACACCGUGAGCAAAUGUGUGCUUACUGCUGUCACACUCACAUCAGCAAGGAAAUCGGAUGAGUGCACAUGUCCGUCGUAGAAUGAGUGGGGUCACGAUGGUCCGUAGUGGGAAAAACGGUGACCUUCAUCUUAAACAGAUCGCGUACUAUAAGCGCACAGGCGAGUACCACCCGACCACACUGUCGAGUGAGAGAAGCGGCAUCAGAAGGGCGGCUAAGAAAUUUGUCUUCAAAGAAAAAAAGCUGUUUUAUGUUGGAAAAGACAGAAAACAAAAUCGUUUGGUAGUUGUUUCGGAAGAGGAAAAAAAGAAAGUGUUGAGAGAGUGCCAUGAAAAUGGCCCUGGUGUCCAUCACGGCAUCUCCAGAACCCUCACUCUAGUGGAGUCCAGCUACUAUUGGACAUCCGUGACCAAUGAUGUCAAGCAGUGGGUAUAUGCUUGUCAGCAUUGCCAAGUAGCGAAAAGCACAGUUAUCGUAGCACCACAGCAGCACCUUUCCGUGGUGGGAAACCCGUGGAGUGUAGUUACUGUUGAUCUGAUGGGACCUUUCCAUACAAGCAGCAGAAGUCAUGUGUAUGCUAUGAUCAUGACAGACUUGUUCACAAAAUGGGUUAUGAUUUUGCCUUUAUGUGAUGUUUCAGCAUCAGAAAUUUCUAAAGCUAUUAUCAAUAUAUUUUUCCUAUAUGGACCUCCUCAGAAAAUAAUAAUGGACCAAAGAGAUGAAUUCAUUGAUCAGAUCAAUGUAGAACUGUAUAGAUUAUUUGGUGCAAAGGAGAUUGUAAUUUCUCAAGCGUCUGGAAGUGUGAAUCCAUCUGAAAGCACGCCCAGCACGGUGAAAACAUUCCUCUCCAAACACUGCGCCGAGCACCCCGAGACCUGGGACGAGGAGCUGCCAGCUCUCUCCUUUGCCUUCAACGUGACCCGCGUGGAGCCUACUAAAAACUCGCCGUAUUUCCAAAUGUUCAACCGGAACCCUUGCUUGCUCGAGUGUCCUCAUGAAGGGGGAGGCGAAGGCACAAGCGUGUUCGCCAGAAUCGUGGCUGCGGUUAGAGAGGCUGAUGGCGUGGUGGAGAACCAGACACCAGCAGCAGGCCAGAUGGAGAGCAGCACUUCAGAGGAGCUGAGUAAAAGCAAAGUUGCUAAGAAGAAACCAAAGCAGCUAAACCCCUUCCACUUGAAAGUGGGUCACGAGGUGUUAAGGCAGAGGAAGAACUGGUGGAAGGAUGGCCGCUUCCAAUCUGAGUGGGUUGGUCCUUGUGUCAUCGACUACAUUACAGACAGCGGAUGCGCUGUCCUCAGAGACAACACUGGAACCAGACUCAAACGACCUAUCAAAAUGUCCCACCUCAGGCCUUACGUGAGAGAGCCAAGUGAGCAGGACAGUCUUUAUCUCCUGCAAGGUUCCAUAGUGGCGGAUCACGACUACAUUGGAUUACCUGAAAUCCCAGUUGGAACAUACCAGGCUAAUAUUCUGGUGGAAGAUGCAACGAUCGGGAUUGUUGAUAAUGAAUUAUUGAUAUCAAGCAAGGAUCAUGAACUCUUAGAAUAUAGAAAUUCAAAAAUCUCUGCGUUGGUAGAAGACCACAGUUCUCUUGAGAAACAGACUUUCAGUCUACUGGAUUCUUCAAAUCAAGUUCUUGAGUACCUCAGUUAGUGAAUACCAGAAUGAACUUCGAAUGCUUGCAUAGAAUGUACAUAUUUCUAGUUUGUAAGUAUUUUAUCUAUUAAAAUAGGUUGUAUAGAAGAGAAAUCUUGGUACUAUGUUAAUAACUAAAUUCUGAAAGUUUAUUUUAAACCUUCCUAAGUUGUUACAUGUUUGAAUACAAAUAAAUAUAUGUAACAGAAGUAUACACUGCAUAGAACUCAGAAGUUUAUCAGAGAACAGACAAACUAUAUUGCUAGGAAGUAAAUUCUAGUAGUGAAAUCUCUUUUUUUCUAUAUUGGUACAGCAUUUUCUCUUCUAAUUUUUCAGCAGUAUAACCCCUUUAAAUAAAUUUAAACUAAUUAUAGUUUAGUUAAUAAUAUUUGAGUCAACAAUAACAUAAAUGAAAUGAAACUUUAUCUCUGACAUUGGAACUUUUUUUAAAAGGUUUAUUUAUUUAUUUACUUAUUUAUUUCAUGUAUGUGAGUUCACUGUCACUGAAUUCAGACACACCAGAAGAUGCCAUCAGAUCCCCAUUACAGAUGGUUGUGAGCCACCAUGUGGUUACUGGGAUUUGAACUCAGGACCUCUGCAAGAGCAGUCAGUGCUCUUAACCACUGAGCCAUCUGUCCAGCCUGACGUUGGAACUUUUAAAGUGUGUGUGUGUGUGUGUGUGUGUGUGUGUGUGUGUGUGUGUGUGUGUGUGUUUCUGAAUGUGGUGUAUGGGACACGCUGAUGCGGAAGGCGAAUGGGCACCAGCCAGAUUGAGCACUGGGAUCCAUACAGGGAUCCACUGCAGCAGUAGAGCAUACUCCAGCUGAAGGGCACAUGACCGAGGGAAAGAGUGAACUCUCUGACCUCCUAUCACAGACCAAAGACAUUGCAGGUAGACUUCUAGAAAGAAACCAAAAAGGAGUGGGUAUAGUAGCCUUAGCCUGCUCUUCUCAACAGAGCAGAACUCAGGAGGGAGCCUACUGCAGUGCCUACAUGGUCGAUGGUGAUUGUGUCCUUUGUCAGCACAAUGACGUCACUUUCUUCUAAGUUUCCUGUAGAGAUCAUCUGAUUAGAAAUUGGCCUAUUUUACUUGUUCUAUUUCAGGAGACCAGUUAGCUUUCGUGUUUAUUUCUGAGCGACAGAUUCUGAACAGCUAAAAAUAAAGUUUUUCGUUCCUAAAUAAUUUCUCAUCAGAUUUUUGUGUGUGAGUCAUAUCAGGCUACAUUAUUCUUCUUGCAAAUUAUCCCCAGAUCUUAGGGGCCUAGAACAAUAAAGCUUUAUUUCCUGGC
Messenger RNA from Rattus norvegicus (Norway rat), 2973 nucleotides. Lineage: Eukaryota; Metazoa; Chordata; Mammalia; Rodentia; Muridae. The record is from RefSeq and is a predicted model, not a curated record.